Molecule: messenger RNA, 1410 nt
Organism: Aureobasidium namibiae CBS 147.97
Lineage: Eukaryota; Fungi; Ascomycota; Dothideomycetes; Dothideales; Saccotheciaceae
Product: MFS general substrate transporter
Exons: 6
Coding region: 1-1410 (469 amino acids)
Biological process (GO): transmembrane transport
Cellular component (GO): membrane
Molecular function (GO): transmembrane transporter activity
Source: RefSeq, a predicted model, not a curated record
AUGGUCGAAGACAUCGGCAACGAUGACGACCUCAAGAAGCCUCAAGUGAAGAAGGACUAUUCUGGAGUCGCAGCCAAAACAGAUCCGGCCGAGAUUGCUCUUGUGAAGAAGCUUGACAGAUGGAUCAUGCCCAUGCUGUGGUCCAUGUACUGGUUGAACUACUUGGAUCGAAAUGCCAUUGCUCUGGCUCGUCUCAACGAUCUAGAGGAGGACCUCAACCUGACACCAACUCAGUACCUUACCUGUGUCAGCAUUCUCUUCGUCGGUUACCUCCUCGGACAGAUUCCUUCGAACAUGUUUCUCACCAGAACCAGACCCAGCUAUUACAUGGGAACAUGCAUGUGCCUAUGGGCUGUCGUAUCAGGCUUGACCGCUGUUUGCCAUAACUUCGUUGGUCUUCUCUUGGUUCGCUUCUUCCUCGGUGUGACUGAAGCACCCUACUACCCUGGUGCUGUCUAUCUCCUCAGCAUCUUCUACAACCGCAAGGAGAUUGCCACUCGUAUCGCUAUCCUCUAUACAGGAAACAUCUUAGCUACAGCCUUCGCAGGACUCAUCGCAGCUGGCAUCUUCCAUGGUAUGGAUGAUCUGGCCGGUCUGGCUGGAUGGCAAUGGCUGUUCAUCCUCCAAGGAGCAGUUACCUUCGUCAUUGCCGUUGUCGGGUUCUUCUGCCUUCCAGACACGCCCUUGACCACCAGAUGGCUCACCCCUGAGGAGAGGAUCCUCGCACACAGCCGCAUUGCCGCUGAUACUGUUGAGAAGAAAGGAGAUACGAGCAUCUGGGUUGGUCUCAGACAGGCUGGUUCCGACCCUGUUGUUUGGCUCUUUGCGCUCAUGGCACAUCUCCACUUGGCCGCCAAUGGAUUCAAGAACUUCUUCCCUUCCGUUGUCAAGACUCUGGGUUUCGACAGAACCAUUACUCUUGUUCUGACCUGCCCUCCCUACCUCAUCGCUGGCGCUUCCACGCUUCUGGUCUCAUGGUCUUCCGGCAGAAUGAACGAACGCACAUGGCACAUCACUGCUUCAAAGUCAGUUGCCAUCAUUGGCUUCGUUGUCGGUGCUCUUGUGAUGAACACUGGCGUCAAGUACUUUGCCAUGGUCGUCUUUACCAUCGGUACCUAUGCGGUCAACUCGUUGAUCUUGGGUUGGGUCGGUUCCACUUGUGGCCAGAGCACUGAAAAGAAGGCAGCAGCCAUUUCGAUUGUGACCACAGUGAUGAACGCUUCAUUCAUCUGGACGCCUUACCUCUGGGAUCCCAAGGACGCACCUCAGUACCAGCCUGCCAUGUUCUCGAGCGCUGCCUUCUCUGCUGGAACUGCGCUUGUUGCUUGGAUAGUCAAGAUCAUCAUGAAGCGUCGCAACGAAAGGCUCAGACAGUCUGAGGAUGAGGUGCAGACUUUCUAUGUCUACUAG